Molecule: messenger RNA, 1384 nt
Organism: Oreochromis niloticus (Nile tilapia)
Lineage: Eukaryota; Metazoa; Chordata; Actinopteri; Cichliformes; Cichlidae
Product: serine/threonine-protein kinase/endoribonuclease IRE1-like
Exons: 6
Coding region: 114-836 (240 amino acids)
Biological process (GO): IRE1-mediated unfolded protein response; intrinsic apoptotic signaling pathway in response to endoplasmic reticulum stress; protein phosphorylation
Cellular component (GO): IRE1-TRAF2-ASK1 complex
Molecular function (GO): RNA endonuclease activity; ATP binding; protein serine/threonine kinase activity
Source: RefSeq, a predicted model, not a curated record
CUGUUUUGAUUGAUGUUACUGGGAGGGCAAGAUUAGCUAAUUUUGGCAUAAGCAGACGCUUACUCAAAGGCCAAACAACUUUACGUACACGCAGUGCAGGAACCAAAUGCUGGAUGGCCCGAGAGACUUUAGCAGAAGAAUCUGUCAUAUCAUACAAGUCAAGCACUGACAUACAGGUGGCAGGCAUGCUGGUCUAUUAUAUCCUCUCUGGAGGCCACCAUCCAUUUGGAGACAUAUCCUUUAAAUGUGAGUCCAACAUUUAUGAUGGGAAGUACAGUUUGGAUCAUGUUCAAGAUGUGGUGGCAAAGGAUCUGAUCGAGUGGAUGAUCAACAAUGAACCAAAGAAAAGACCCAAAGUAGAAGAAUGCUUAAACCAUCCCUUCUUCUGGACUCUGAAAGAGCAGUUUGAAUAUUUGAGGAAGACUGGCAACAGGGAGGAGGUGGCAAACUGUCGAAAGGCUGAUGAAAAGCUGAUUGCUUCACUAGAAGCAUGUGCUAAUGGAUCCUUCAAACAGUGGAAAAAUAAGUUUCCACAAGAGCUGGUUCAGAAGAUGGAUGGUAGAAAGCCGUACCCUGAAACCACGCUGGGAUUACUGCGCUUUAUACGCAAUUUCCAUGAGCAUAAUCGCGAGGAAGCUCCUCAGAUUGACGUAUUGGUGUUAUUUCCUGAUCUCUUUGGGUGUGUUUACAAGUUUACCAAGGAUAACGGCUGGAAUUUAGAAGGAAAGGAGGAAAUGUUUGAAAAAGAAGAAACAAAGGACAUUUGUACCGCCUUUGCAAUGAUGUCUACAAGUACGGACGACCCUCUGAGUGUUCCAGUUCAGGAGUCUCAAUAGUGACUUUAAACAAAGUUGAAUUCAAUAAGGACGAAGGCUGUCAUUAAGGCCUGUACAGUAUGACAACCAUUCAGAGAAAAUGUAUAUAAGCAAAUACUAUUAUUAGAAGUACAGAUGGUAAUGAAAGCUUUGAAGGAUGCUUUAUUUUGUUCAAACAUGUGUAUAUAUAAGAACACCACAGAAACCAAACUAGCAAAAUCAAAAUGUGUUCUGCACAAUAAGCCAAAGUUUUGCACCUGUUGUUCAUUGUGACCACUUUCCAAAUCCUGAUAGAAGGAGAGAUGUUAUUUUAAGGGACCUACUAGUGCUAGACUUCAGUAAUGUUAUUUGUAUGGUUUUAUAUUUAGUAGUUAAUUUAAAAUGUGCUAUUAUGGUGGCUCUAUUUGCAAAUGUUAGUGAUAAAAAAAUCUUUGUUACUUUCAGCUUUAUUAGAUAGAUCAGUGGAAAAACGACAGGAAAGCAGGAGCAGAGAGAGAAGGGGGAAGACAUGAGGCAAAGGACCGCGGGUCAGACUAAAACCCGGGCCGGCCCUUCUCGGCCAUAUGACA